ACAACUAACGGAUGAUAACACAACAGCUGAUUGUCAGAUUUCUCUCGAGCAUGAGACGUGCAUAUUGAUAAAAGGCGUGGAAUUGAUUCCAGGCCAGUUAUGUCAUUGAUUGCUACUAUGCAAUACGCGCUUACCUCUUCGUUUACUACCAAUGCAUUCCACCUCAGAUCUACCGCAACGGUCCUAUUCCCAAGAAGACCUCUCUCUAGGUACAUCUCGAUAACUUGCCAGGGCGAGCCUAUUCGGCGCGAGCAGCUGUUUGAAUAUACCAAUGGGCGAUUCCUUGUCAACGAAGCCCGCGAACGAGCUAGACGCUAUGCCAAAUUCGACGUCGAUGCUCUCUGCUCUUUGGUUUCUUCCUUACCUUCCAUUUCGUCUCCCAUUUCGAAAAUCGAUAAAAUAGAGGGCGGCUUCAAUAAAGCAUUGUUGAUGACUGCAGAGAACGGAAAGGAGGUCAUUGCUAAGAUCCCCCUUGCACAAAUCGUACCUCCGAAGUAUGUCACGGAAUCCGAAGCUGCUACUCUGGAUUUCGUCGAUCGUUACACGUCUGUACCAGUAUGCAAAGUUCUAGCGUGGAGUUCUGAGAUAUCGAAUCCCGUGGGAUCGGAAUAUAUCAUAAUGGAGAAAGCCCCAGGGAGACAGCUAAUCGAAUUAUGGGGAGAUAUGGAUUUAUCCAGUCGGUUCAAAUUGAUUCACAAUCUAGCUCAGAUGGAGAGUAGUGUCGCAUCUAGAAAGUUUCCUGGUUAUGGGAGUUUGUAUUUUCGGGAUACGUUCGAGCGUGAUUCUAGCAGAUCAUCUAUAGCCAUGGAUGAUGAUGAUACGUAUUGUAUCGGACCAUAUUAUCACGAGGGAUGGUUUCCUCAGUUCGGAAAUCAUCGAGAUGAUGCUGGACCGUGGACCAAUCUUACCGACUUCAGUCUCUCCAUGGCUAACAGAGGAAUUUGGCACGUAUCAAACUCCAACCACCUCACGGCUCGUGGUCCACACUACGGCUCUAAAGAUGAACAUAUCCAGACACUAAAAAACACCCAGAAAAUCAUACCAAUAUUGGCAGAACAUCCUACUUUACAACGAUUUUCCACACCAACACUUUGGCAUUCUGAUCUUCACCUAGGGAAUAUAUUUGUCUCUAAUACCGACCCCACAGUCAUCGUCAAUAUAAUAGACUGGCAAUACACCUCUAUCCUACCUUCUUUCACACAAGUUCAAUGGCCGGAAUUUCUCAAUCCACCAGAAAACUAUCAGGUUGGAAUGAUCAAACCGGAUCUACCCGCGACCUUCAACCACAUGGACGAAGACGAGAAGGAAUACGCUCUAUCACAGAGAGACAAAGCGAUGCUUAGCAAGCGGUACGAAGCGGCGGUAGCCAAGUAUCAUUACGAAUCAUUCCUGGCUUUGAUCGGUAUCAAUCGUAGUGUGCAGCAUUUAUUCUCCUCGUGCGAGAGGACGUAUAAGGAUGGUAUUGUACCGCAUCGUGAUUCUCUCUUGAGGAUUUCUCAAACUUGGGAACAGAUUGGACUUCCGGGGUUAUGUCCUUUUGAAGUUAGCAUUGAGGGGUUAGAGAAGCAUGCAUGGGAACUCGAACGGUAUACGGACUGGUGUACGUUGUGGGGGUAUACGCGGCAGAUACUGUGCAUAGAUAAGGAUGGUUGGGUGUCUCCUCGGUUGGACUUUGAUAAGGUUAAGGAGAGACAUGAUGAGCUGUUCGAACUUUACAUGCUGAGGGAGAGUGAAGAGAUGUCAGAAGAUGAGGCGAGGAGUCUUUGAUUUUACAUUGAGAGGGAGUGAAAGGUGCCAAUAUCAAGAGCCCGGAGUCCGGAGAGUGUAUGUAAGACACCGCAAUAACUGUUGCAAGGUAUCGAAACCAUCCACUUCGCCGCUUGAGAACUGAGUGGUACAUAUGACUCUGCGUUUG
This is a messenger RNA of Paecilomyces variotii, 1915 nucleotides long. Its product is annotated as kinase-like domain-containing protein. The transcript is spliced from 4 exons. The coding region runs from base 100 to 1767 and encodes 555 amino acids. Lineage: Eukaryota; Fungi; Ascomycota; Eurotiomycetes; Eurotiales; Thermoascaceae. Gene Ontology annotation, cellular component: mitochondrion. The record is from RefSeq and is a predicted model, not a curated record.